Molecule: messenger RNA, 648 nt
Organism: Postia placenta MAD-698-R-SB12
Lineage: Eukaryota; Fungi; Basidiomycota; Agaricomycetes; Polyporales; Adustoporiaceae
Exons: 2
Coding region: 1-648 (215 amino acids)
Source: RefSeq, a predicted model, not a curated record
AUGACUUCGCCGAUGUGCUGGGGAGGAUUGACUUUGAUGCUACAAGAUAUGUUUGGUACAUGGACCGCGAUGCCAGACCGAGACAAAGAUCGCUUAUAUCUUGUUCUCGCGCACCGUGGCAUGAAGAGGCCAGGAUUUCAUUGGGCUCUCAUGGUCGUCCCAAAGAAGGGCAGCAAGAACGGAAAUAUGCAAGGUGCCCAUGUUUUCCACGCCGUCAACACCUACACUAGCGCCAACGUACCACUUGACCACAAUAAUAAUCCGUUAUGGCGGUACGAGAACAACGCCGUCGACACCAUGCUCCAUGCACGUCUAGUAGCGCGUUUCCUAGUCGCUAAGCUGGUCGCGGGGAGAAGUACCGAUGAGACAAUUACGCACGUCGACUCCAUCCUAAAACAAGUACCACUCGUACAAGGCGACCCUCGGUGGACGUGUAUUUCCUGGCUCAUAGAUGCAUUGGCGACCCUGCGGGACAAAGGGGGGGAUUUUGACACUAUCCCUGUUCUUUCUAGAGGUGCUACACUGGAAAAGGAGAUUAUUGCCUUUGGCGAGCUAGGAUCAAAGACCCGUUUCAGUGAUAUAAAGAAGGCGCCACUUAUAGAGAUACCAAUCCCAGAAAAAGACAUCCGACUAGGAAGAUCCACGUAG